AUGGAGCUGAUCCCCAGCCUUUCCACAGAAACCUGGGUGUUGCUGGCUACCAUCCUGGUGCUCCUCUACAUAUAUGGCUCCUAUUCUCAUGGAGUUUUUAAGAAGCUCGGCAUUCCUGGACCCAAACCUCUGCCUUUUUUAGGCACUAUUUUGGUUUACCGAGAUGGUUUGUGGAAGUUUGAUCUAGACUGCUAUAGAAAGUAUGGGAAAAUAUGGGGGUUUUAUGAUGGUCGACAGCCUGUACUGGCUAUCACGGAUCCAUAGGUCAUCAAAACAGUUCUGGUGAAAGAAUGCUACUCAGUCUUCACAAACCGUCGGACUUUUGGUCCAGUUGGAUCUAUGAAAAAGGCCAUUACCUUAUCUGAGGAUGAAGAAUGGAAGAGACUUCGAACACUGCUGUCUCCAACUUUCACCAGUGGGAAACUCAAGGAGAUGUUCCCCAUCAUUGGACAGUAUGGAGAUACAUUGGUGAAAAACUUGAGACGCGAAGAAGAGAAAGGGAAGCCUAUCAAUAUGAAAGACAUCCUUGGAGCUUAUAGCAUGGAUGUGAUAACUGGCACAUCAUUUGGAGUGAACAUCGACUCCCUCAACAACCCAGAUGAUCCCUUUGUGCAGAAAGUCAAGAAGAUCUUAACACGUGUGGAUUUUCUUGACCCAUUCCUUCUCUCUGUAUUUAUGCUUCCAUUCCUUACUCCAAUGUAUGAGAUGCUAAGUAUCUCUAUUUUUCCAAACUGGCUAAUGGACUUUUUCUAUGAAUUUGUAAAAAAGAUGAAGCAAAAUCACCUUGAAACAAAUCAGAAGACCCGAAUGGAUUUUCUUCACCUGAUGAUGAACUCCAAAGGUAAAGAGUCCCCUAAAGCUCUGUCUGACAUGGAGACCACAGCCCAGUCAGUUGUUUUCAUUUUCGCUGGCUAUGAAGCCACAAGCACGUCCAUCACCUUUAUUAUGUAUACACUAGCCACCCACCCUGAUGUACAGAAGAAACUCCAGGAUGAGAUUGACAGAGCUCUGCCCAAUAAGGCACCUGUCACCUAUGAUGCCCUAAUGGGCAUGGAGUACCUGGACAUGGUGGUAAAUGAAACUCUCAGAUUGUACCCAGCUGCUAACAGGCUAGACAGGAUCUCUAAGAAAGAUGUGGAAAUCAAUGGUGUGUUCAUUCCUAAAGGGAUUGCAGUCAUGAUACCAACUUAUCCUCUUCAUCGGGCCCCUGAGUACUACCCAGAGCCUGAGGAGUUCCGCCCUGAAAGGUUCAGCAAGGAGAACAAGGGCAGCAUUGAUCCAUAUGUCUACCUGCCCUUUGGGAAUGGGCCCAGGAACUGUCUUGGCAUGAGGUUUGCCCUCAUCAACAUGAAACUGGCUGUCAUCAGGGUCCUGCAGAACUUCACCCUCCAGCCCUGAGAGGAAACGCAGAUACCCUUGAUAUUAAGCAAGAAAACAAUUUUUCAACCGGAAAAGCCCAUCAUCCUGAAUGUUGUGUCAAGAUAA
Molecule: messenger RNA, 1485 nt
Organism: Phodopus roborovskii (desert hamster)
Lineage: Eukaryota; Metazoa; Chordata; Mammalia; Rodentia; Cricetidae
Product: cytochrome P450 3A25-like
Exons: 13
Biological process (GO): oxidative demethylation; steroid metabolic process
Molecular function (GO): heme binding; oxidoreductase activity, acting on paired donors, with incorporation or reduction of molecular oxygen, reduced flavin or flavoprotein as one donor, and incorporation of one atom of oxygen; iron ion binding
Source: RefSeq, a predicted model, not a curated record